AUGUCCCUCGACGACGUGCCCGGCGAGACCAAGUUCUCCUACCGGCCGUGGAACGUGCGCGAUCUCAGCCAAAUCAUCGAAAAGAUGCGCCGCGUCAUCACCCGCCGCGGCUGGAAGACGCUGUACCUCGAGAACCACGACCAGCCCCGCUCCGUCUCGCGCUUCUGCGACGACUCGGACGAGCACCGCCUCGCCGGCACCAAGCUCCUCUGCAUCAUGCAAACCACCCUCACGGGCACCCUCUACGUCUACCAGGGCGAGGAGCUCGGCAUGCGCAACGUGCCCGCCUCGUGGCCCGCCGAGGAGUACAAGGACAUCGAGUCCGUCAACUACUGGAAGUACAUCACCCACAAGUACCCCGAGGGUGCUCCCGAGCGCGAGCGCGCCCGCCUCUUCAUGCGCCGCAAGGCCGCGACAACUCCCGCACCCCCAUGCAGUGGGAUUCCACGGCGCCCAACGCCGGCUUCUGUCCCCGACGUCAAGCCCUGGAUGCGCGUCAACGACGACUACCCCGAGUUCAACGCCGAGGUCCAGCGCCGGCCUGAGCCCGCCACCGACGCUUGCAACAACGUGUCCCCCUACCGCUUCUGGCAGCGCGCUCUGCAGAUCCGCAAGGAGCACGUCGAGCUCUUCUUCUACGGCGAGUUCGACGUCAUCAAGAAUACCCACCCCAACGUCUUUGCCUUUAAGCGCAAGGGCGGCGAUGAGGUCUCCGUCACCAUUCUCAACUUUAGCGGUGGUGAGGCCGAGUUCAAGUUCCCCGAUGGUUUCGUUAUUCAUACCUGGUUGCUCGGAAGCUACGAUGCCGAGUCUACCAAGAAGGCUAAGAAGGGCACCAUUAUCCUCAAGCCUUGGGAGGGUCUGCUCGGUGUUGGAAGGUGGGAUGCGCAGCAAUAA
Parascedosporium putredinis is the source of this 897-nucleotide messenger RNA. The record is from the annotation of a GenBank genome assembly. NCBI's taxonomy places the organism in Eukaryota, Fungi, Ascomycota, Sordariomycetes, Microascales, Microascaceae.